Darwinula stevensoni is the source of this 1810-nucleotide messenger RNA. Lineage: Eukaryota; Metazoa; Arthropoda; Ostracoda; Podocopida; Darwinulidae. The record is from the annotation of a GenBank genome assembly.
UUUUUAUGUAUGACCGAUGAGCUACAAUGACGCUAAAGUAAUAUUCCUGUGGGUCACGCCUGCUCAACUGCUCCUAUAUCUCGCCUCCGGUUGUUUCGUCCCGAACGCCAUGUCCAUACCGGAGUACUGGGUUCACCCGACUCUCACGAAUGCAAACCUGACGUCCGAGCCGGUUCUGGUCCUUUCGGCGUGUGGGAAAUGGGCUGCCGAAGAAGCUAUGGAAUCGCUCCGAUCCGUCGUCCUCUUCACCCAGGUGCCGUUCCGAUGCAUCGUCGUCGCGGACCGGAGCGCCACCAAGGUGCUGAAGCAUCUUCGCGGAACCAUGCCCCCCCACGUCCGAUUCGAGAUUAUGGACCUCACAAUGCACCUCCCUUGGUGGGAGCGUUCCUAUGUGGAGAAGCUUCAGCACGAAUCCUGCACGCGGCAAAGGCUCUACCUCCCCGACAUGCUGCCCGACGUCCACUUCGCGCUUUACGUGGACACGGACACGCUGUUCUUCGCAGGCCUCGAGGAGGUCUGGAAGGAUUUCAACCGCCUUGAGGCCUCCCACUUGAUGAGCCUCACUUUGGAGCACGAGACCACCUCCCAACACUCUGCCUACCAGAACUGGCGGCGCAUCCCCUUCUACGGGCAGACCGGCGUACAGGCAGGGAUCACAUUCCUGAACUUGGACAAGAUGAGGAGCGCUGGGUGGGUCAACGAAGUGCAGGAGAUCCUGCGCGAGUAUAACGCGUUCCUCCAGUUAGUGGAACAGGAUGUGAUCAACAUCUACGGUCACCGUCACCCCGAGGCCUUCAAUAUCGUAGACUGUCGAUGGAAUUACAGAUACCUGCGGGUCACACUCGCUCCUCUGCUGUUAUGUCUUGCGUCCGGCCUCUCCGUCCACUACAUCGUGUUCUUGCCGGACUACUGGGUGCACCCGACUCUCAUGGAGGCGAACCUGACGUCCGAGCCGGUUCUGGUCAUUACGGCAUGUGGGAAAUGGGCUGCCGAAGAGGCAUUGCAGUCGCUCCGAUCAGUCGUUCUCUUCACCCAGGUGCCGUUCCGAUGCAUCGUCGUCGCAGACUGGAGUGCCACCAAGGUGUUGCAGCACUUACGCGGAAACAUGCCGCCUCACGUCCGAUUCGAGAUUAUGGGCCUCCAUAAGCGCCUUCCAUGGAGCCAAAAUCCCUAUUUACACAAGCUUCAGCACGAACCUUGCAAGUGGCUAAGGCUCUACCUCCCCGACAUGCUGCCCGACGUCCACUUCGCGCUUUACGUGGACACAGACACGCUGUUCUUCGUAGGCCUCGAGGAGGUCUGGAAGGAUCUCAACCGCCUUGAGUCCUCCCACCUAAUGAGCAUCACAUUGGAGCACGAAAUCACCUCUGAACACCCUGCCUACCAGGACCAGAGGCGUGUCCCCUUCUACGGGCAGACUGGAGUACAAGCGGGGGUCACGUUCUUGGACCUGGAGAAGAUGAGGAGUGUUGGGUCUGAGCACUGCCAAGCGAAAGAAAAUAGCUGCCCUCCAGCUGAACGGAAUGGGAUAGGAAUCUUGCACGGGGCAGGAAAUGCAUUCAACAACUUCCAAUACCCAGAGAUUUCAACAGCGGCCAAGGUAUUCCAGGAAUGGGACCCGAGAGAGCGGAACGCCUCGGCGAUGGCACGCGAGAUGGAGCGACGGCUGGCCCGUCUCGCCAACUGCCCACGCCGCACCUGCGACCCCCAAAGACUCCACAUCUUCUCCAAGGCUCUCCAGAUGAACGUCCCGCUCGUAACCCACGUGGUUCCUAAGUUCGUGUGUCCUCAGAAUAUUGACUCUUGGUGA